AAUGUCAGAAUAAUUUCGUUUAGAAGAAGAAAAAUGUGGAAAUCGCACGCCGCUCCUCAUUGAUUGAAGUUCUACUCGAUUUCGGGCUCUCAGACAUUCGAUCGGCCAUGUCCUCGGAUCACCUGAUCCUGCUGCAGUUCAGCAUGCACUGCUUCAAGAUCAUUUUCAUCUACUGCAUCUGUGUAAAUGUCCUGGAGCAUCUCGUCCAAAGGAUCCAGGAGCACUGAGCGUGAAAAUGUUGGGGGCCAGAAAACGGGCUCAAUAAAAAAGCGGCACCUAUUUCCAAAUUGCAUUUGUUUCUUUCACUUCUCGCUGGCAAAAUGUAUUGUGUUUAUUGCCGCAAAAAUGCCUUCUUUUUUCGUGGCCAGUCGAGUUGAAAAUCGAUGCGAUUUACGUAAAUUACAUAUAAUUUUUAAUAGGUUUUUCAUCGGGCAUAAAUUAUUGCCAGGCGGGCAAAAGCAGCCGCGGAGAAAACACGAAACGGAAAUUUAAAUUACCUGCAACGUAAUUACACAAAAGAAUAUGCCAAUAAAAAUGACUUAUGUAUCAAUUUCCUUAACGACACAAUCCCA
Molecule: messenger RNA, 572 nt
Organism: Drosophila teissieri
Lineage: Eukaryota; Metazoa; Arthropoda; Insecta; Diptera; Drosophilidae
Exons: 1
Coding region: 108-227 (39 amino acids)
Source: RefSeq, a predicted model, not a curated record